UCGCAUGCUGUAUUUUAAUUUUUGAUAACAUUUUAAUUAAAUUUCUACACUCGAUGAAUUAAUAACAAUUUCAAAAGCGCAAACAAAAUAAUUCUUUUUUAUAAGACACACUGCGCCCGCGCCUGUUUAUAUACACAUAUAUAUGUGCGGGCACACCGAUUCGCCCGACGAUCAGUUACUUUUUGGACUUCCCCGCGAGCAGCCAAAGCAGCAGAGCAAGCCAUGAAAUCUCAGCUGGACAAUAUGCAUGUGGAUGAUCUGCCCUAUUUGGAGCGAGAUCUGAACUUUGCACAAAAAGUCUCGCUCGCGUUCCUGCUCUUUGGCGAUCAGCACGCCCUGGCCACAUACAUAUUGCAGAAGCUGCUGACACUGAUGGGGUCUGCGGACCAGCGGCAGAGCGAUCUCCUGCAGCAAUAUGCGCGCACAAAUCCGGACAAUUGGCGCGGCCAUCUCGUCGAGGCGAUGUGCAUCAUAAAUGCGCGGCAGGCAUUGCGCAAACUGGGCUUCAACUGGCAGGAGCUGCGCCUGCACUAUUUGCCGCAAGUGCUGGAGGUGUCGCUGCAUGUGCAUCCGCUGCUGAAGGCCUUGUACAACAUAUGCGAGCAGCUGACCAUCGCGCAAACCGGACGCCUUGUCCUGGACAUCAAUGAUCAGCUGGCGCGCCGGCAGACCGGCCAGCAUGCGGACGAUCCGUUGCGUUUCUAUGAUCACGCCUAUUUGGAGAUCUUUCUGCUGGACUGGCUGACGCGCCACCAUCUGCGACUGGGCGACAUCAAUGCCAGGGGCAGCGAUAUGCAGCUGCUCAUCGAGUACUUCAAGUUCAACGAUCUGCACUCCCUGGCCACGCUGCUCGUCCAGACGAUCAACAGCUCCAAUCCCGUCGACAAAUGCGAAACGGAUGCAUCGGAAACCAAACCCACAAAGGCAGAACCGGCUAGUGUUGCCCCUGCUACUGCUGCUGUUGCUCCAGUGGAUGGCAUCGUUCAACAACGACGCGCCAAUGCUCUGCAGGUGCGAAGCAACAACGCCGGCAUUUUGCUCAUCAUCAAUCAACAGAGAUUUCAUCGCAAUGUCAGCGAGGAGCUGCGCUCGCUGCUGCCCUCUGUGAAGCUGACUGCACGCGAGGGCACCGACGUGGACAAAGAGCGGCUCAUCGAAGUCUUCUCGGAGCUGGGCUACAGUGUGGAUGCGCACGACAAUGUGGACCAUUUGGAGCUGAUCGGCUUUAUACGGACUGCCUGUGCCCGUUCGAUUCUGCGCGAUUCAUUGAUUGUGUGCAUCUUGUCGCACGGGUUCGAGGGCGCCGUCUACGGCGCCGACAGCAUUCCAUUGAGCAUCACGGACAUACAGAAUGUGCUCUGUGACAAUGAGGAGCUGCACGACAAGCCCAAGCUGCUCAUCAUUCAGGCGUGCCAGCAAAACGAGAAACAGCUGCAGACGCGCGAUGUGAACGCCACCACGCAGUCCCCCAGCCAGCAUGCCAACAUGGUGGUGGCCAUGUCCACAGUGCCGCGCUUCGUUGCGCUGCGUCACAGCGUCCAGGGCAGCUGGUUUAUCCAGACGUUAUGCGAUACGGUUAAACGGCAUGCGGCCAGCGAACAUGUGCUGGACAUUCUGACCAUUGCCAUUGGGCAGGUGACCGAGAAGCGCGGCGAUAAGGAUCAGAAAAUGGUGCCUCUUGUUACGAGCACGCUGCGGCAGAAUGUUUAUUUUCCGGCCAUUUGACAGGUAAUUCGUACUUAUCGAGCUGUAUUAUUAUUUCCUUAUUCCUAUUCCUAAUUACGAUAUGUUUUAGUCAAACAUUUGCGCUGGAAUUGAGCUCAAUGUUAACAAUAUGUGCUGCAAUAUUUAAAAAAAAAAUUUUAGUCAAUAUAAAUUAAUUCUCAUAAA
This is a messenger RNA of Drosophila montana, 1890 nucleotides long. It is a transcript of the gene Dredd, whose product is annotated as Caspase-8 Dredd. The record is from RefSeq and is a predicted model, not a curated record. Gene Ontology annotation, biological process: proteolysis. The transcript is spliced from 5 exons. NCBI's taxonomy places the organism in Eukaryota, Metazoa, Arthropoda, Insecta, Diptera, Drosophilidae. Gene Ontology annotation, molecular function: cysteine-type endopeptidase activity. The coding region runs from base 223 to 1725 and encodes 500 amino acids.